AUGGAUGUGGAAUCUUCAGCUAAGAUAUCAUGGCGGAAAAUAUUGACUUUCAAAUGUGUGAAAUUGAAACAAAUUGACGAGAACAUCCAAUACGAGAUGGAAAAAAGUGUGAAAGUAUUAUUAGUCUUAAGUCCAGACUUUCUGAAUAGCCAUUGGUGUGACAUGGAGGCUAGAUUAGCUGUUCAAAUGUCAUUCGACCAGAAGUUUAGUUUGAGAAUAAUUCCUUUGAUAUUACAUGGCUUAGAUACUGACAACGAUUUACCACCAUUCUUGAAACCGUAUGUGUGCAUUAAUGCCAGAAAAGAGAGCGAUGUAUCUGCAAAAAUACAUGAAGCAUACUAUCAUUCAGGAGUUGUAGAUGCUGUCCAUCAGGCUGAAUUAGAAUCCAGAUUUGUUGAGGAUAAUAGAAAUCAGAAUGGGGCUCCACUGAUAGAGUUGGAAGGAAAAUUGAAGACCUCUGCAUGCUUUAACGCCUCCCAUUUUGAAUUUCCAGAGUUAACAGAAUCAGACUACCGUACAUUAAAUUCAGUGCAGGUUCAGAAACAGUUGGAACAUAUUCUUGAUUUUGCAAAUGCAUCUUUUUUCUUGAGGAAUUACAGGAUAUUUAAAAAUGGCAUGUUCCAGUGCGGAGUAACUGCACUGUUAAGUCUUUCGGUGACAUUUCUUUACAUUUCUAUCGGACUUCUAGACACGUUUUUGAACAGAAAUGUAAACGACAUGUGGAAUGUACAUGUUACACCUGGAAUUGUUUUCGGAUUCUUCUCCUUUCCAUUGACACUGUUUAUAGUUCGAAAAGUCCGUAAGAAGCUGAUUGAGUUCCUUCGCAAGAAUAUGUGGGAUAAGAGCUUAGAACACUUUGACAACAGUAAGUGUUUGGUACUGCUGGAUGUAACAGACUUGGGAAUUCCAAAGUUUAUGGACAAGGCAAAGAAAAUGAUUCUUAAAAGACUUCAGGAAUGGAAUGAACGAGGACGCUUAGUGAACUGGUAUUCCUUAGAGAGCGAAGCAUAUAACAGACACAAUACUUGGUUGAGAAAAGCAUGUGUGUGUCAAGUAUUAGAGAGAGACGUCAAACCUCGUUUGGAUGAUGUCGUGGAAGUUUAA
Molecule: messenger RNA, 1104 nt
Organism: Saccostrea echinata
Lineage: Eukaryota; Metazoa; Mollusca; Bivalvia; Ostreida; Ostreidae
Exons: 7
Coding region: 1-1104 (367 amino acids)
Biological process (GO): signal transduction
Source: RefSeq, a predicted model, not a curated record